AUGCCAAGAGGUCGAGGACGACAUCAUGAUCGAGAAAUAAUAAUAGAAAAAGGAAUGGUUUCGAACCAAAAUUCUGCGGGGAUAUGGUCCGGAAAACGCUUGAGAAGAGGACGUGGGAGAAUAUCUAAGAAAGGAGAAACAUUAUCAAGCCCCGUAUUUUCAGGAUCAUCAGUUUUUAGGGAAAAUUAUCUUGUUGAAAAUUCUAUGGAAGGUCUAGGGUCUAGUAAAAAUGCUUAUAUUUUAUAUGGAUCGAAGUAUAAAAAUAGUGAAGAAAAUACGUUGGUUGGAGAGCCUUUAAUAGAUACGAAUCAAACACGACAGGACAACAUGAAUGAAUUGGAAGCAAUUUCUGUUUUGGAUGGGUUUUCUAAUUCAGUAUCGGUAGUAGAUUCUUCAUAUAUUAAAAAGCCAAAAAACAAUAAUUCAGAUGAUGAUUUAUCAUCACUUAGUGAGCUUAAUGACUCGGAAGCCGAAACAGAAAGAAUUGAAGAUAUUGAUUCUUCUCUUGAAGUUCAUAUGAUAAAUAAGAAAUUAAUAGAGGAUCAAAAGAAUCCGGAUAUUAAUGAAUCGGAAUCAUCGCAACCAUUUACAUCAUUUAAUAAAAAAUAUAAGAAAGACAAGUCAGAAUUAUUUGGUCCGCCGGAAUUUUUAUCUUCAUCAUCUAAUGAAUAUGUUUCUAAAAAAGACUCAAAAUCUGAUGGAGAUGAUGAUAGCGUUCAUAGUAAAACUAUUCCAAGUCUUGAUAAUGAAAGUACAGUAGAAGAAGAAAUAAUGGAAAGUGUUUUCGGUGAUGAUGAUAUUAGUAUGAAUGUGGAUGAUGAGGUAGAUGAAAAAAAAGUUCAAAAGAGAAAGGACGCAAUUGCAGCUUUAACACAAAUUGAAAUACAAUUUGCUAAGCUUCGUGAUAAAUUAUAUGAGAAUCAAAUUAGCUGUUUAGAUAAGGAAGUAGACUUAGUAAAUAAAGGGAUUCAUCCUGAGUUAUCAAGUUUAAUGGAGAAGAUUGCUGAAAGACGAGAAAGGAAAUAUAAUAUUGCUGUUGCUUUUCGAGAUAUGUCAAUAAAGUUUAUUAAAGAUGAAUUUAUUGCUCAUCAAUAUGAAAUUCAAAAUAGUUUUUUGGAGUCUAAACGGAAAUUAAGGGAAAAAAUGCUUCAAAGAACAGGAGAAAAAUGUUUUCAAAUUUAUCAUGAGCGACGUCUUAUGGAAACAUUAGCACCGGAAUAUGGAUUUUCUAUCCCUACUAAGCGUUUAGUACAAUUAAAGAAUCGUAGAGCACAUGAAUUAGAAGUUAUGUUUUUAGUUGGUCUUAAAACAUAUAUUGGGUUUCCAGCUGCACCUGAAAUAAAAAAUGCAUCUAAGGAAGAAAUAAUGCAAGAUUUAUCAGAAAUGAAAGUUAAACGGGCACCAUUUGAUUCAUUUCGUAAUUUUAUUUUUCCUAAUUCUACUCUUCAAAAUACUUCAUCACAUAAUCAAGAAUCCCAAUUAAAAUCAUAUAAUAAUAAUCUUUUUUCUCAAUUUCUUUAUCAAAAAUCUUCUCAAAGUCGUCAAUAUUCGAAUUGUAUGACAUCUCAUUCUUUAUCUGAGUAUUCUUCUCUAAAACAGCAUUCUCUAAAUACAUAUCCACCUUAUAAUUCUGAUCGAAAUCAGCCAUCCUCGCAUGAUCAAUAUCAUUCGUCAUUUUGCAUGCAGCAUGAACAAGCAUCAGUGGAUAUGCAAUUAAUGGGUAAUAAGCCAUUUUGCCAAUUUCCACUUAGUCCUCGAUUAAAUCAAUCUUUGCAAUAUUUUGAGCCAUUACAAAAAAAAAAUGACUAUAUUGGAAUGAUUCUUCAUCAGUAA
Pneumocystis murina B123 is the source of this 1833-nucleotide messenger RNA. RefSeq lists its product as hypothetical. Gene Ontology annotation, cellular component: Sin3-type complex. The record is from RefSeq and is a predicted model, not a curated record. The transcript is spliced from 6 exons. Gene Ontology annotation, molecular function: histone deacetylase binding. Bases 1 to 1833 code for a protein of 610 amino acids. Gene Ontology annotation, biological process: negative regulation of transcription by RNA polymerase II. NCBI's taxonomy places the organism in Eukaryota, Fungi, Ascomycota, Pneumocystomycetes, Pneumocystales, Pneumocystaceae.